Messenger RNA from Peronospora belbahrii, 276 nucleotides. Lineage: Eukaryota; Oomycota; Peronosporomycetes; Peronosporales; Peronosporaceae. The record is from the annotation of a GenBank genome assembly.
AUGUUGGACACAAAUGGGAUUCAUUGCAAACUUUGUUGGCUGACGGAUAACGGUUUGGACGCUACAAUUGGGCUUGCGGGAACGAGACAAAAGAUGCUGCGUUUCGCAAAUUUGCAUCAACUACCUUCCUUCCAUUCUCCAAGAAAGCUGCAUAGCAAUUCGAAAAUGAUUAUGGCUAAAAGUUCUCGAACGCUUGGCUUUCCAUUGCGUGACUUAACCGUCACGACUCGAAGCUGUAUCUACUGGCCUGAAGCGUGUCAUGAGCAUCGGCUAUGA